AAAACCCUAAAAUCCAAACCCUCCCUUCAAAGACAAGCCUCUGAUUUCAAAAGCAAAAAGGAAUCCUUAUUCAGAGCAGCAAUGGCGGACACUGUGAUCUCUCUCGAUAAGCUCAAAGCCUUCUGGAACUCUCAAGUCCACGAUGAAGAAAACUGGGCUCACAAUAUGAAACUGCUGCGAGCCGCCGGUUUAUUUGCUGGAUCGAUUCUUCUAAUGCGCAAUUACGGUGAUCUCAUGGCUAUAUAAGGAAUUGAGGAUUGAUUAAGAGGUUCGGAGUAAGCUCAGUUUGGAAAUGGAUGCAUCUGUUACUUUAGGAACUAUAUACAUGGUUAAUGAUGAUAUUGAAACAACGUUAGUAACUUUUUGAAGUAUGAUGCUCAUAUAUGCUUCUAAAUGUUUUGGAAUUUGAAUGAAAUGAACCCACUUCUGGAUUUAUUUUGAAUGAAAUGGAUGGCUUUCCUAA
Messenger RNA from Gossypium raimondii (Peruvian cotton), 463 nucleotides. RefSeq names its product mitochondrial import receptor subunit TOM5 homolog. Lineage: Eukaryota; Viridiplantae; Streptophyta; Magnoliopsida; Malvales; Malvaceae. The transcript has 2 exons. Bases 82 to 246 code for a protein of 54 amino acids. The record is from RefSeq and is a predicted model, not a curated record. Gene Ontology annotation, cellular component: mitochondrial outer membrane translocase complex; mitochondrion.